Drosophila hydei is the source of this 1681-nucleotide messenger RNA. RefSeq names its product quinone oxidoreductase (gene Drat). The transcript is spliced from 3 exons. The record is from RefSeq and is a predicted model, not a curated record. Gene Ontology annotation, biological process: alcohol metabolic process. The coding region runs from base 281 to 1426 and encodes 381 amino acids. Gene Ontology annotation, molecular function: alcohol dehydrogenase (NADP+) activity. Lineage: Eukaryota; Metazoa; Arthropoda; Insecta; Diptera; Drosophilidae.
AAAGGAUUUGCAAGCAAAACAAGUAGCGCAAAAAUUAAUUGCAUUUUUAUAAACGCUAUAAGGGCUUGUGCAAAGUUAACAUUAAUAAUAUUCCCUAUUUUGAUAAAAAAAAUAAAUUAAAGAAUUUAAAACUGGAAAUCCUACUAGUAACCACAGUUUGUGUCGAUUUACAACUACAGUUUUUAUAAGCGGAACAACUGAUACCUCUUUGUCGCUUAACGCACUCUCCUUGACGUCUGCUCUGCCGCCGACAGAUCCCGAUCAUCAUCCACAAUACAACAUGAACAAAUUGUGUCGCCAAGUGUCAAUUGAAUCGCCCGGACCGGGUGUCAAGAAUUGUGUUUUUAAUUUCUUUGUGCCCAUCGAGGAUACGCCGGCACAUGGCGCCCGCAUCAAGAUUGUAUGCGCCGGCGCCUGCUAUCGGCGCCGCGAUCGCGCCAAUUCGAUAACCAGCGUAUCGUCUGUCUCGUCGGAGCUGAGCGAUUAUUGCCCGUCAGUGACGUCGAUGUCAUCACCGGCUCAUCAGGGCAUACGUGAGGGCUCAUUCUUUCCGGGCUUUGAGGUGGCGGGAGUCAUUGAAUCGCUGGGUUCAGAGAUCACAGAGGCCAACAACUGUGGCCUGCGCAUCGGACAGCGUGUUAUUGUCUAUCCGUUCGAUGAGACUCCCGCCGGCUAUGCAGAACUCCUGGUGGUGCCCGAUCUGAAGUACAUUGUCCCGAUACCGGAUAGUAUGCCCAUGGAGGAGGCAGCGAUGCUGCCUACUGGCGCAUUGCUGGCCAUGCAUGCUGUAUUCAAAGCAGAAGCCGUUGUAACGGAUAUCCUGAACCAACGCGCCGCAACGGAUCCCAAUAAGAAGUGCAAGAUUUUGAUAGUCGGUACUGGUGGCUUGGCCCUAUGGGCAGUACGCAUUGCAACCUAUCAUUUCGCAUCGACUGGUGCACACAACGUGGACAUCACAGUAGCUAGUCUAAGGGACGAGGGCUUCCGUCUAGCUACAGAGAUCAAAAAUGUCAGCGUAGUGCAGUGGAACGAGUGUCUGUAUGAGCCACAGCUGAUUGAGCGCACCAAGGAUGUGUGCGGCGGUGCUGUGGAUGUAGUCAUUGACUUUGGCACAACUUCCAGAAGUCUACAUCGCUCCAUGCACUGCCUGUCCAAGGGCGGCGUUGUGCUCAUCAGCGAGGAGGUGGCCGAAAAGCUGUUACCAAAGUUCUCUAGGUUAUCGAAUGAGUAUCAGCAGGAGAUAAUACCAAUAUCAAAUGGUACCGUGGAGCAGCUCGCUGAACUAGUGGAGCUGGUGGCUAACAAAAAGAUCGAGCCGCCACCAUACUCCGUGUUCCCAUGCGAGCAGGCCGCCGAGGUUAUACAGAAGCUGAUCAAUUCCGAAAUACCCGGACGCGCUAUUCUACGCUUCCACGAUAUUGAAUAGAUCUUAAAAUCUAUCAAAGCAUUAACUCAUCGUAACUUAAAAUAAUAUCUCUGUUAGUUUUACUCACAAACACCCACACAAACACACACUCACACACACCCACGACAUUUGCCGUAAAUUAGCGCUGCAAACACACACCUUUAAAUAUGUGCUUAAUAUUCGUAGCAAGAAUUCUGUUCUUGUAAUAGUUUGAGUCAGUUGUUUGGAUAAGUUUUCAAUCGUUUUGAAAGCCACCAGUGAUUUUUCAUUAAUUUU